AUGGCGGAAGCUGAGUCUUUCCGCCUCCUGCAGGCCCGUUUCAGCACAUCAGGCCUAGCAACAACUUAUGAAAUCGUUCAAGUUCCAGGUGCGUCAAGAGUGGAUGCAAUUUUCCGCCCAAAGUCGUCCAGUGUUGGAGGCCUCUGUCUUCAGCUCAAAGCUGCCAACUCGUCGGGAAACCGGGGAAUGUCCUACGCAUUCAGACACACACAAGGCUAUGCAGGAAUGUUGCUUCUUCUGGUGCCUUUGGAUCUGGAUAUUCUUUGGGCCGUCCCAGGCAGCCGGAUUACUCAAACUGGUGUGCAAGUAACCCUCGGUUCGAAGCGCGACCGGUCAUGGCGGGUGCUUGAACUUGGUCGCACUCUGGAGUGGUUUUUCCACCAGCCCGCAACGUUUCCGCAUGUCACAUUUUCUGACGCGGCGCUCCAAAGCUGCGAAGCCCACCUUCUAGAAGCAAAGGCCCACAACCUCAUGGCCAAGGCUUUGUCAUCAGUGAACUGUCACCUCAUUCGGUCAGGUAUUGCUUCUGCGCCUGUCGACUCAAGGAUCAGGACAGGCAUUCACACAUGGGACGUGCAGGAGAAAGCUACUCGCUUGCACAAAUCACGCAGCGUGGGCCGGUACAUGGCCAAUCUGUUUAGGCACGGUGGGGCUCUGGGCCGACUUGCGUAUGAUGAGCAUGACUUCGAUGUGUUGCUGGUAGCCAUCUUGGAGGGAGAGGCCUUGCUCGGCAUGUUUAUGUUUCCCGUCCAUGUGCUUGCAGCACGUGGUCUAGUGGGACACAAGCCCAUGCAGCUGGCCUUGUACCCGCCAUGGAAGCUGCCUGCCAAGAAGGGCUGUAGACUUAAACAAGCAUGGCAGCUGGAUUACUUCAUUGGCUUACAGGACUGGGAUGGAGAUUCAUCUCUCUGCAAGCAAGCACAGAGCCGUCUACUCGAGCUGGUGCAAAAACUGCCACUAAGAAAGAAUACCUUUUGCAGGAGCGAUAGCAGGAUGGACGGAGACGGAAAACAGGAUCUGGCGGACCUCUCAGAGGAGGAGUUCAGCAGCAGGAGCUCCACAAAGCUGGGCCGUCCCGAAGCCCGGACGACGCUCCAGCUGGAGGCUGAGGCCGACAAGCCCAACCCAACCGCAAUGGACUGGCGCAGCAAGGGCGUGGUGACCGCCGUGAAGGAUCAAGGUGGAUGUGGGUCUUGCUGGGCAUUCUCAGCAACUGAGACUGUGGAAUCCCACUAUGCCAUCCAAUCUGGCAAGUUGCUCACUCUGGCGCCUCAGACCUAUGUGGACUGCGUGGAGAAUCCCCAGGAAUGCGGAGGAACUGGCGGCUGCGAGGGGGCCACCAUGGAGCUUGCCUUCAACUUGACCAUCACAAAGGGCAUCGCUCUUGAGACCAGCAUGCCUUACAAGGGCAGGGACGCUUCCUGCCCAACCUACACCCCAGCUGUGAAGGCCUCCGCCUACGUGAGGCUCCCCGUCAAUGACGCCUCCGCGUUGGAGACUGCCUUGGCGACGAAGGGGCCCGUGUCUGUGACUGUGGCAGCGGGAUCAUGGCAGCUGUAUGGCGGAGGCAUUUUCAGCGGCUGCAGCCAAGGUUCGGACAACACCUUGGACCAUGGUGUCCAGGCCGUCGGCUAUGCGAAGGACUAUUGGCUGGUGAGGAACUCUUGGGGCCCAAGCUGGGGGGAGAAAGGCUACAUCCGAUUGUCGCGGGCCAGUGACGAUAAGACCUUCAUCGAUCACCGCCCCGCGGAUGGCGAAGCUUGCAAGCCCUACCCAAAGACGCAGACAAUCGGUGGAGAAUGUGGAGUCCUCUUUGACAGCUCCUACCCCACGGGGCUCAGCGCUGGUGCUGAGGAGAUCAUGGUGUAG
Symbiodinium pilosum is the source of this 1869-nucleotide messenger RNA. The record is from the annotation of a GenBank genome assembly. NCBI's taxonomy places the organism in Eukaryota, Dinophyceae, Suessiales, Symbiodiniaceae.